This is a messenger RNA of Oncorhynchus kisutch (coho salmon), 4173 nucleotides long. RefSeq names its product nuclear receptor ROR-beta. Gene Ontology annotation, cellular component: nucleus. The coding region runs from base 404 to 1915 and encodes 503 amino acids. The transcript has 9 exons. NCBI's taxonomy places the organism in Eukaryota, Metazoa, Chordata, Actinopteri, Salmoniformes, Salmonidae. Gene Ontology annotation, biological process: regulation of transcription by RNA polymerase II. The record is from RefSeq and is a predicted model, not a curated record. Gene Ontology annotation, molecular function: RNA polymerase II cis-regulatory region sequence-specific DNA binding; nuclear receptor activity; zinc ion binding.
GAGAACUACAAGGGGACCUCCGGAGUGAGUUCGUCCACGCUUUGAGAAGUAGGUUAGCAGGGUAGACUGGGAACCUUUUAAGAACCUUGGAACCUUGCAAGCCAAGCUAAACCACCGUGGGAGUAUUCUGUCAAGAAGUUACCGAAAUAGUGCAUCGAGACAAACAGGAAAACAUGCAACUUGAACUGUCGAAUUUCUUUGCAUUUAAUUAACUGUCGUAAGACUCUCCUCGCUGAUUUUUGCCUUAUUUUCUGAAAAAAUAUUUUCUAGUUCAUUAGGCUAAAGAAGUUUUUUUUUACGUGCAAGCAAAUGCUGGUCUUUCAACAGUUUUACAGAUAUUUGUAUUCAAUUUACAACCCACAUGAAGUCAAAUUCAUUGAUCCAGAAUCGAUAAAUAUUCAACAUGAGAGCUCAAAUAGAAGUAAUACCCUGCAAGAUCUGUGGGGACAAGUCCUCAGGUAUCCACUAUGGGGUCAUUACCUGCGAAGGUUGCAAGGGGUUCUUCCGCCGCAGCCAGCAGAACAACGCCAUGUACUCGUGUUCCCGCCAGAGAAACUGUCUUAUUGACCGAACCAACCGCAACCGCUGCCAACACUGCAGACUGCAGAAGUGUCUGGCUUUGGGCAUGAGCCGGGACGCGGUGAAGUUUGGCCGUAUGUCUAAGAAGCAGCGAGACAGCCUGUACUCUGAGGUUCAGAAGCACCAGAAGAACCAGGAGCUUCUGAACCAGGAGGUUGUGAACCAGGGGUGUCUGAACCAGGGUUUGUCCCUGACCAGAGAAGAUGUGGCAGGGGGAGACAGCGAGGGGGACAGGCACAGGGAGCUCAGUCACUCCUACAGCAGCGGCGGCUCCAGCUCCACCCUGAGUGACCUGGAUGACAUCCCCGACCUGUUUGACCUGCCCUUGACCCCGGAGGAGGCCCACGAGUACUGCAGCCUGGAGCUGCUGGGAGGCCACGGCGGAAGCACCGGGAACACCUCAAACUCUUCAUCAUCGUCAUCAUCCUCUAACAAUUCGUCCAAUCAGAACUCGCCGCAGCAGAAUCUGCUGGAUGUCACAGACGCCAAUGGAAUCAAACAUGAGUACCAGAUGUUGUCGCACACACAAGCCGCGCUGCUGGAGCCACUGGCCAAUGACUGCACUCUUAUGGAUAUAGAGCGUAUCACCCAGAGUGUGGUCAAGUCCCACUUGGAGACGAGUCAGUACAGUUCUGACGACCUGAAGAGGCUGACAUACAGUGGGAUUCAGUACUCACCUGAAGAGACCUGCAACUUCCAGUGCAAGUCUGAAGAGUUUAUGUGGCAGCAGUGUGCCCACCAUAUCACCAAUGCCAUCCAGUACGUGGUGGAGUUUGCCAAACGCAUCACUGGCUUCAUGGACCUGUGUCAGAACGACCAGAUAAUUCUGCUCAAAGCAGGCUGUCUGGAGGUGCUGUUGAUCAGGAUGUGCAGGGCGUUUAACGCUAACACCAACACCAUGUUCUUUGAUGGCAAGUUUGCCUCCGCCCAGCUCUUCAAAGCCCUCGGUUGCGAUGACCUGGUCAGUGCCGUGUUUGACUUGGCUAAAGGACUCUGCCGCCUGCAGCUAACCGAUGAGGAAAUGGCUCUGUUCAGCGCCGCUGUCCUUCUGUCCCCAGAGCGACCAUGGCUGACCGACAGCCAGAAGGUCCGGAAGCUGCAGGAGAAGCUCUUCCUGGCUCUGCAACACAGUCUGCACAUGAGCGGGGCCUCCGACGAGAAACUAGACCAGAUGGUGUCCAAGCUGCUGAUGAUGAAGUCCAUCUGUAAUCUCCACGUCAACAAGCUGGAGUUCUUCCGUCUGGUUCACCCCGAGACCGCAUACAGCUUCCCACCACUCUAUCGGGAAGUGUUCGGGAGUGAGAUCUCUCUACCCGACUCUACAAACAGCUCCUAGAGAGAAAUAUGGAGUGAAUGUGUUAGAGGCAGGUUAAGAAAAGUGUGGAGAUAUGGAAGCGAAAGGGGAGAUUGAGCGAGGGAUAUAAAUAUUGAACUCAGAAAUAACCAGCAGUUAACUAGACAAUCCAGGACUUAAAAUACUCAAUUUCCCAGCAUGCUGUGGCGUUAUUCCUCCACUAUCCUAGCAGGCCAUGCACCUUACACUACAGACUUCACCUUCAGGGUCCUUUUGUACCGUAGCACUUUGGACAAACUAAUGGGCAAUAUGCAUAUUCUACAGUGUGAACAUAGAUCAUUUAGCAUUAGAAAUUCGAUGCUCCGCAACCCCGUCAUGAAUGUACCCCACUGACAACCACCAAUGCACCAGCCAGAACCACACACCGAAUGUACAGUGGGGCAAAAAAGUAUUUAGUCAGCCACCAAUUGUGCAAGUCCUCCCACUUAAAAAGAUGAGAGAGGCCUGUAAUUUUCAUCAUAGGUACACUUCAACUAUGACAGACCAAAUGAGGGAAAAAAAUCCAGAAAAUCACAUUAUAGGAUUUUUUAUGAUUUUAUUUGCAACUUAUGGUGGAAAAUAAGUAUUAACACUCUGGGACAGUUUGACUGGUUGAAUUAGAAUCAUUGUAAUGCUAUGAUUCUACUCAAUAGACCCGGGGUUCUUUUAUUUAUAGUCGCAAAGACACAGUUCUUAGUGGUACCCAUAUGUAGACUGCAUGUAUGUUGGACAUGUAAGAGACCAAGAUUAUCAUUCAGUUAUUCCUCUGUUACAAAAUGAGGAUAUAAACAGGUAUGACAUGCCACACUACUUGGUCAUGGCCUUAUUGGUCAAUUAUUCUUUAUUGAUCGUCUCCCUACAGGUUUAUAGCAAACUCACAGAAUGGUCACACACUUACAGACAUAGGCACUUGUUCUGACAGUGUUUGGUGCUGCCCUUUGUAGACUUAAAAAAUGCAAUGAGAAACCUCAGUCGCUCACCUUCUUCCCAUGAGAGAGAGAGAGUCAGGUUUCCAUGGCAACACCCACCCCCAUAGCAACCCAAUGGGGUUACGCAAUGUAUGUCAUUUGACCAUUCGGGAGGCUGAACACUCUUUGCAUAGUGAACACUGCCAAGGUAGGCAGCCCAAUCACACGAAGGCAAAGGAGGGUCUCUAGUAGAAUGGCCCAACAUUGUCAAUGAAACGGAUUCUUGCCUCAUGAGACCACGCUGGGUGAAAGAAACAGCAGAAGACAGAACAUAAGAAGAGACAAGGAUAUUUUAUGAACUCUGAAUAACAAAGAGACUUGAGGAGAACAGCUCCUCUGUGAGAGUCCCUAACCAGCAACAUCCAGCCAAUAGGAAUAGUCUCCCAUUCACUAAUGCCUUGUCUUUGGGUUACAGUUAAAUUGUCUGUGUGUAAACUCUCUUUACUGGUUGGAUCAACUGUAUUAUUUUUGUACAUUGCUGUUUCCGUGUCAUCUACUCCUCACCAAAUGUCAAAGAUCUUUCCUAUCCAGGAUCCCACUGGGCGAGCACAAGUCUAAGGCUGGACUCAGCUACCCGCCUGAGUUAGACAUAAUUUGUAUAAGGUUUAUGAGUCAGACAGCGCAUCUCUUAACCCUUUGAGGAGCAUGGACAGACAACAUAUCCUGAUUCUAUUUGUUCUUAUUGAACUGUAAUGUUCCACAACAGAAUACUGAGAAUAAGGUUCUAUGAACUCACUCCACAAAGGGCUAAAAGUGACUCGUAGCCACUCAGGGAGCUAGCUCUGUUCUGUCAUUCUCUCUCUACUAGCAGUGUCUUCUACUAUUAGUGUUUUCCUCUCACCUUGCAGCUAAGACAAGACCCAUAACCUUGAUCACUGUGUUCGUAAUCUUUGUUUUCAUGUUACUCACACAGUGUCAGAGAUCUUUCCCCUUUAUUCUCAAUAUUAUAACACAAUCUGAAUUUUACAAGACACAAUCUAAAAAAUAUACAUAUUUUUAGAACAUGCUAUUCUUGGGAUUUAAUGUUGCUUUUGUUGUGAGUGUUAUUUCUGUUGGUCUUUGAUCUUUUUCCUCCUGUUAUGUCAUCACAUUUUUGUCUUGUAAAAUAAGUGAUCUAUUUUUUUUUAAGAAACUUUUUUUCCUCUCUAUUCCCCUUAAGACAAAAUGUACAAGAGGUAUAUUGUGAGUCAAAGAGUAAAUAAGUUACUCAGCUCAAUGUAUAUUCUUGUAUGUUGGGAUACUUUACAUGUGCUUUAAAGAAUCUAAUAAAAGUAUUUCUUUUUCUUUUGAAUA